GUGAAGGGUAAGCCGGGUAUAAAACCCAGUGACUAAGUAUCACGGGCCCUCCUUUCUAACUAUCCGAGCUCAAGUUCAUGACUAAAAAUGGGUUUGUAAAAAAAGAAGGAAAGAAAACACCCUUGACCACCAAGGACUGCCUCUUCCUGAAAGCCCCUGUUCACAUAAAUACAGGAAGUCGCAAAGACAGAAGCUGCUAAAAACACAUUUACUUGGAAGUUUAUUCUCAUUGCGGAGCCUCCAGUCUUUUGGAACAACGGCAGCCAAAGCUCAGGUUUCACUUGUGUUGAAUUUAUAAUCUGCCUAAAAUGUAAGAAGUUAAAAAAAAGGAAGGUGGGGGGUGCGCUACCCUUGAAGGGCGUGGAAGCUUUGUGAGGAAAUGCCUGCCAAGGUAUAACUUUUUUCAUGAGGGAAAUCUAAAGGGAUUCUGAAGGGAGAAGCACCUCCAUGGUCUAGCUGUGAAGAUGAAAGCAUCAGCGGGAAAGCAGGGAACUGGGCCUGCCACAGAUACUGAUGAAGCAGAGGAAGAGAAGACACAGCCGGGCCAGCCUACUGUUCUGAGGAAUUGCUUUUCCACACCAGGCAUCAGUGUCCUUGAGAAACUCAUCAAAACGUGCCCAGCUUGGCUUCAGCUAAGCAUCACUCAGGAACAGGCUGCUGAGAUUCUUUGCAAGGAACCACCAGGGAUAUUCAUGGUUAGGAAAGAUGAGAACCUGAAAAACCUACUUCUCUCAGUUCACUUUCCAGCCCAGACAGAGACUUCUGAGGUCCUGGAGUACAAACUUAAAGAAGAAAAAUCAUUACUGUACCUGGAAGGAUCCCUUCUAGUGUUUGAAGACAUCUUCAGACUGGUUGCGUUCUACUGUGUCAGUAGAGAUUUGCUUCCCUUUACACUAAGACUGCCACAAGCAAUAUUGGAAGCUAAUACUAUUACAGACCUAGAAAUCAUCUCUAACCUGGGGAUAGGUUUCUGGGACUCCUCUUUAAAUCAAAAGCGAGGAGGAAGAUUUCACAACUCUGUGAAAGGUCCUGCUUUCACCACAGCCCAGGCAAAAACAGUUAAAAAAGCCAGCCAGUGUUUUGCAAGCAGCACAAACAAUUGUUCAUGUGAAAUUGAGCUGGCAAUAGGAAAUGACAGGUUGUGGUUUGUAAAUCCUAUUUUUAUAGAAGAGAGAAGCAAUCAGUUUCCCCUGGAUGUUCCUCCACCAGAGAGCUUCAGGGAGAGUCCUUAUAGCAGAGACACUACUGUGGCAAAGCCUCUUAAGUUAUCUCCCAGCCAUCGCGCUCCUCCUCCUCCACCACCGCACCCAGCCAUUGCCCUCCUCCGCCGCUCUCCUCCUCCUCCACCACCACCUCCUCCUUCUCUUCCACAUGCUGUGAAUUUGAAGCAGCCCAAGGACUCUCUCAUGACCACUUCUGAAGAGGACCACCUUCAGGAUCUGGAGAAGAACAAAAAGGAAAUGAAAACCGAAAUCAACAAUGAGAAGGAAGAUGGAGGGCGAAAGCCCUUUUCUCCUGGUGACCCUUUAUCCACAUCCUUAAAGAAACAUGUUCCUCCUCGCAUUCCACCAAGGAGAUGUUUCUCUGAAAGAACGUCAGGAAAAGGCUGUUUGGAUACGUUUGGGAGAUGUUCAGCGCCAGGAGUGGGACAGGCAGAAAAAAAGAGUGUUGGGACUGAAAACUCUCCUAAUGAUUUUCAACAUAUUGACACUCCAGAGGUGAUUGAGGAAGCCGCAGAGAAAGGUCCCUUACAGUGCCCAGAAUCAAAGCCUGAUGCCGAGAGCAAGAAAAAGCUGCCUGAGCUAGAGAGGAAGCCCUCGAAGAAGCCAACGGGACCUCCUAUUCCACCCCCAAGGAAGAAGAAACUCUCAAGAGAGCCAUCCUCUGCCAGCUCUACCCAUUCAAAGCAAAUAAACAUUGAUGAGUUGGAAGUGUGCCAUCCAGAAGAAGAGGACACAUGCCCAGCAGGAAAAAAAAUCUCCAGCGCAACAAAAAGGGAAUCGAAAUCUGUCCGUAAGCCUGUCAGCUUAUUAUUUCGUGAAAGUUCUCAUGACUCACUGGAUGGUCCCUUAAGCAACGCAAGAGCUCAGACGCCUGCCUCUGAGCCAGACUCCUAUUCCACAAGUAGCACCGAGGAUGAGCUGGAGAACAUAACCAGUCCUUCCGUGAAGAAAAGCCGCUCCAUGAUCUUAGGCAGGGCCAGGCACCGCCUGUCCAUGGUCAGCCUGAGUAAUGUUUUCACGGCUUUCCUGUCAGCCGACAGAAAGCUACAGAAGAAGAUCGUGGAGCUAGCCCAGGUCAAGGACUCUUACUUUGGCAACUUGGUGCAGGACUAUAAAGUGUAUAGCCUGGAGAUGAUGGCCAGGCAGAGCUCCAGCACCGAGAUGCUGCAGGAGAUCCGUUUAAUGAUGACGCAGCUGAAGAGCUACCUAAUACAAAGCACGGAACUGAAAGCUUUUGUUGACCAGACUGUUCACUCAGACGAGCAACUAGAGGUGAUCAUCGAGUCAGCUCUGCACAAAUGUGUCUUGAAGCCUUUAAAAGAGGCCAUUGAUACUUACUUAAGGGAAAUCCACAACAAAGAUGGAUCCUUCAAGCUCCUCAAGGAAAACCAGCAAGUCAUUCAAAAUACGACUACCACUGACUUGGGAGUCACCACCAGUGUGCCUGAAUCUUCAUUGCUGGAUAAAAUCCUACAUAAACUCUCAAGCAUGCACAAGGCUUAUUCUCCAGAGAAAAAGAUCAGCAUCCUCCUGAAAUCCUGCAAACUCAUCUAUGACUCGAUGAGUCAGGGAAACCCAGGGAAGCCUUAUGGGGCAGAUGACUUCCUCCCGGUGCUGAUGUAUGUCCUGGCCCGCAGCGACCUGACGGAGGUGCUUCUGAACGUGGAGUACAUGAUGGAGCUCAUGGACCCUGCUCUGCAGCUGGGUGAAGGUUCAUAUUACUUAAUCACUACCUAUGGAGCAGUAGAGCUGAUCAAGAGCUACGACAAGAUCACUGUCACCCGGCAGCUGAGCAGUGAAGUUCAAGAUUCCAUCCAUCGCUGGGAAAGACGGAGAACUCUGAACAAGGCUCGGGCAUCCCGGUCGUCUGUGCAGGAUUUCAUCACAAUCUCCUUUAUGGAGGCUGACACCCAAACAAGGACACUGGCCUACCGGACUGAUUCAACCACUCACCAGCUGACUCAGCAGUGCGCUGAUAAGUUUGAAGUCUCAGAGCCUCUGAACUUUGGACUGUUCCUUUACAUGGAUGACCAGAUCCUUCAGCUGGAUGAUGAUGCCCUCCCUCACCGUAUCAAAUCACACCUCCUGAACAAAGAGCCCAAGCCAAAUUUUCACUUUAUUUAUAAGCCAGUGGACAGCGAAGAGACACCAGUGGCCAUUAUCAAAGAGCCAGAUGCUUUAUAAUCACAGGACUGCUCCAUUGCAUCCGUCUCAUUCGAAUGUUUCUUCUUGCAGAAAUCUGAGCUCCACCAGUAGCAGAAGCACACUGAAACUCAAGUGCUGAUCUGAACGGUGAUGAGACAACAGGCGCAGCCUUCCUCUAGGGCAUUUUCUCAUUUGCCACAGUAAACAGAAUAUUCCAAACCAAGGUCUCCCUUGGAAGAACCUGAAUCAUUAGAACCUCAAUGCAUGAGCAAAUGAUGUGGCCGUAAAGCCAGUGACCCGGGUACAAAAUAGUUGUGCAUUGAAAUGAGAGAGAGCCGGAGCUAUGGGAAAAUGCCUUGGGUGUAACAUGGCCUACAGUUUGUGAGUUGUUGCCAUUUAAAUGGGGCAUCUGCUUCUGCAGGGCUGGUCAACUGCAUCUCUCGCUCUGUGUGCAUAAAAUGUGGCACACGCAGCACAAAACUCAACCUAGACGGCCUGGAUGUGUGAAGAGGAACUCUUGUUUGCUCUACAGCUCAGCACAUUGUCUGCAGCUUGUAUCUUUAGUAGGGAUGUGCACAGAACCACGGCGGGGCCAUUCAAAGGCGGCGGGGGUGCCGCUUUAAGGGCAGGGGAGGGCGUGUGCGUGUGCGCGACGGGUGCAUAUACACCUGGUACUUCCGGCCACUUCCAGCCAAGGAGGGGGGAAGGGGCGGCAGGGAGGUACGCUGCUGCUCCGAAGGCUUUUAACAGCAACAAGCGCCGGCGGGGGAAAAGCGGCGGGAGGGCUAAGUGCACCCUCCCCUGCCCUUAAAGCGGCACCCCCAGCCUCAAACUUAAAAAAAAAACCCAAUAAAUGGGCCUCCGAACAGGUUCGUGCACAUUCCUAAUUUUUUGUCGCAGUGCAAAAAGUCUCCUAACAUCACAUGAUGUACCCAUUGUGCUGAUUUGCAGGUUGCAUUGGACUAAUUGGUUACUCUCCCCACCCCCAUCCCUUGCCUGUUUUGGAGAACAGAGAGACAACUCACAGAAUUUGGCAGCAGCCACUUGUCAUGAUCCAUUUGGCCAGGGGGGUCUCAAAUCUGGGUCCCCAGCUGUUGUUGGACUACAACUCCCAUCAUCCCUCAGCCACAGUGGCCUCUGUGGCUGGGGCUGAUGAGAGUUGUAGUUCAGCUUCUUCCAACCCAGGUUUGGGAACUCGUGCUUUAGGUAUAUUGAGCAGCAGUUCUGCUCGCCGAAGUCAUAGCCGCUUAACCUUGUGGGUGCUGGCACACACCACUGACAUGAUCAGAACAAAAGCUAAAUGAUGGGGCGGAAAUGAGAAAACCCGGAGCCCAAUGUAAUUUGAGAAUCAGCCUGCAAGGGCCAUCCUUUGCAGUACUGGGAUACAUCAGGGGGUGGCCCGAGGUAUUAUGAUGCCUGCAGCAAGGCACCAAAUGCUGCCUUGCCCCACAACCCUGGUAGGGGCCAGUCCACUUUCAAAACCGGCCCAGCAAGCUUUGGAAGUAUCAUGGGGAGGAGGGGAGGUUGCCAGCAGCCUUCUAGAGUCUGUGUGCCUCUCGCACACAGAGGAGGGGAGGCACUUCUUGUAAAGCUUACAAGAGUCCGAUUGAUUCUGAUGAGCUGCUCUGAUGGCAGUGAGGGGAACAACUUGCUGCCCUGCUGAUGCCCCAUUAUUCUGCCACCUGAGGCAACCUCCUCACCCCACCCCAUGAAAAGGCCGCCUUGUGGUGCACCUAGAACCAAAACAAGCUACUACUUUGCUAAAGGGCAUUUCCAGACGAAGGGACAUUCCCUUUGAAAGUGGAAGCUGUUCUUACUUUCUGUCCAGAUGAGAACAUCUCUGGCGCUCCCUUUUGUGCUGCAUAUUAAUCAUUUUAAAUGUAUCCUAAAUGGGCUGUUCAGAUUGCUGACUUCCUCCACACGCAAUGACGCAGUGCUACCAUUUGUGGGAAAUCCGGGAUGAAAGUCAGACUGCUUUUAAAGUCGUCUCCAAAGGUGUGACUUUCAUCACGGGUGCUGCUGCAUAAUGGUGUGUGGAGGGAGUCAGCAGUCUAAACAACCCAUUUACAGUAGUUUGCCAUUGCUAACAUGUAGCACAAAAGGAAGCCCUGUAAUCUGGACAGAGAGUAAGCAAGCACAAGAGCUUCCAUUUUCAGAUGGAAGGCAGCUCUUCUGGAAAUGCCCAGAGAGGGAGCUGCUGUGAAGUGAAUCCAAUCUGUCUGAAAGUACGGUCUCCAUCCAAAACAGAAAAUCUUCCCUGUUGGUCCUGACAGCCGCCUCGCCAUUUUCCAAGGCACAUGCUCAUGGCUAGACUAGUGGAUAUGCCACAAUUGUUGAGGAAAGUGUGCUUUGUGAAAACUUGAAAUCAACCCAUUGUUGACUGGUCCACUGACGAGCCAAGAUGGAAGCUAUUAUGGGCCGAUUUAGUGAUGUCUCAAAAUGCUUUUUCGAUCGCCAGGUUAUGCGCAUCUCCCGACAAUGCAUUUGAAGUUUUAAAAUGUCACCCCUGCCUUUGAUCUCAAGAAGCAUUUAAUCAAAUUUGUGUGGCAAGAGCACCUCUUUAAAUGCAAAUAUAUUUAUUUUCCUGUAUUAUACUGUGUAUUUGAAUAUAAGGUCUACUUCAUGGAGGCAGCAUAAACAAAGACUUUGGGAGGACCCAUGUGCUCACACAGCAACUUCAGUUUAGUCCUCCUAAGCAGCUCAAAUAAAGGAACUCAGGGUCACUGGAUGACCUUUCAACCA
Messenger RNA from Hemicordylus capensis (graceful crag lizard), 6110 nucleotides. RefSeq names its product Ras and Rab interactor 3 (gene RIN3). Gene Ontology annotation, molecular function: guanyl-nucleotide exchange factor activity; small GTPase binding. Gene Ontology annotation, cellular component: endocytic vesicle; cytosol. The record is from RefSeq and is a predicted model, not a curated record. The transcript has 10 exons. Gene Ontology annotation, biological process: signal transduction; vesicle-mediated transport. Lineage: Eukaryota; Metazoa; Chordata; Lepidosauria; Squamata; Cordylidae. Bases 465 to 3407 code for a protein of 980 amino acids.